UUUUCAUUUAAAAAACUUACUAAAACAACUUUAUUUUUUUGUUUUCAACCAUUAUUAUCAUAAACCAAGUACUAAAAACAAAGUCAUUUGUUUGUGUAAGUAGUUCUUGUUGUGUGAUAUGUUAAUAAGAUCAUGACUUCUGAUCAUUCAUCAUCUACGACCUCAGACGAAUUCAAGAGUGUCGAUUCUUCUCUCAAAGGCAUUUCGUCGUUACGUGCAAAUUCUAUAAAAGAAGUCGGUUUCGUUGAGUUGGGUAGUAAGUAUGGAUCACAAAGAGGAGGAGGAGGUUCUGGCUAUGAAUCUCGAAAAGCAGGAGGUGGUUCGGGUAGUAUGGGAAGUAUGUCCAUGUCACAAAGAGAAAUAAGUGAUGAGGAUUCAAGGCUUGUUUACAUAAACGACCCGAUAAAGACUAGCGAAGAAUAUUCGUUUGAAGUUGCUGGUAAUUCUAUUAGAACAAGCAAGUAUUCUGUUUUAACUUUCCUGCCAAGAAAUUUGUUUGAACAGUUUCAUAGAGUUGCAUAUGUUUAUUUCCUUAUUCUAGUUAUUCUUAACCAAUUGCCACAGCUUGCGGUUUUUGGUAGAUUUGCUUCUUUAUUGCCUUUGACUAUGGUAUUGUUAGUUAGUGCUGUUAAAGAUGGUUAUGAGGAUUGGAGAAGGCAUAGGUCAGAUAGGAUUGAAAACAGUCGUUUAUCGUCUGUUUUAGUAAAUGGUUUGUUUGCUGAUAAGAAAUGGAAAGAUAUUCAAGUAGGGGAGAUUAUUAAGAUUUCUGCAAAUGAAACCAUUCCUUGUGAUAUUGUGUUGCUUUCGACUAGUGACCCAACUGGGGUUGCAUACAUCCAGACUAUUAAUUUAGAUGGCGAGUCUAAUUUAAAAACACGGUAUGCUAAACAGGAGACGCUUUUAAGAAGCAAUGAGAAUGAUAAGUAUGAUGGGGUUAUCAAGUGUGAAAAGCCUAAUAGGAAUAUAUAUGGGUUUUUGGCUACAAUGGAGGUUGAUAAGAAACGGGUGUCACUUGGCCCGUCAAAUAUUGUUCUUCGUGGCUGUGUGCUCAAGAACACGAGUUGGGCUGUAGGUGUUGUGGUGUAUACUGGAAUGGAAACCAAAGUUAUGUUGAAUAACUCUGGUGCACAGUCCAAAAGGAGUAAUCUUGAGGCCCGAAUGAACAGAGAGAUUAUCUUCUUAUCGUUUUUCCUUGUUGGGUUAUGCUCAAUUGUGUCUAUUUGUGCUGCUGUUUGGUUGAGGCGCCAUAGAGACGAGCUAGAUAUCAUGCAAUUUUAUAGAAGGAAGGAUUACAGUGGGGAAGAAGUAGAUAAUUACAAGUAUUAUGGGUGGGGGUUGGAGAUUUUAUUCACGUUUCUUAUGUCGGUGAUUGUGUUCCAGAUUAUGAUACCUAUUGCUUUGUAUAUAUCCAUGGAGCUCGUUCGUAUUGGUCAGGCUUACUUCAUGAUCAAUGAUGAAAACAUGUAUCAUGAAUCAACAGAUUCAAAAUUCCAGUGUCGAGCUUUGAAUAUGAAUGAGGAUUUAGGACAAGUGAAGUAUGUAUUUUCUGAUAAAACUGGUACGUUGACUGAAAACAAGAUGGAGUUUCAGUUUGCUAGCAUUUCAGGUGUAGAUUAUGGUGGGGAGAAAACAGAACUAUAUGAUGAACAAGGAGGAUAUUAUGCUAAAGUGGACGGGCAGGCUUUAAGGCCAAAAAUGAAGGUGCAGGUUGAUAGGGAACUAGUUCAUUUAGCUAAAACCGGCAGUGAUACAAAAGUCGGAAAACAGAUUUAUGAUUUCUUCCUUGCAUUGGCUGCUUGCAAUACAAUCGUGCCUAUUGUGGAGGACACUUCUGAUCCUGUUGAGAAGUUAGUAGAUUACCAAGGCGAAUCUCCUGAUGAACAGGCACUCGUUUAUGCUGCCGCUGCUUAUGGUUUUAUGCUUAUCGAAAGAACAUCUGGCCACAUAGUUAUUGAUAUUCAUGGAGAUAGACAAAGGUUUAAUGUUCUUGGAAUGCAUGAAUUUGAUAGUGAACGGAAAAGGAUGUCUGUCAUAUUAGGAUGUCCUGACGGCACUGUUAGAGUCUUUGUUAAAGGUGCCGACACGACCAUGUUUAAUGUCAUAGACAAGUCAAUGGACCCAGAAGUUAUAAAAGCAACCGAAAGCCACCUGCAUUCGUAUUCUUCUGUUGGUUUAAGAACCCUAGUUAUAGGCAUGAGGGGAAUGAGUUCUCAUGAGUUUGAGCAAUGGCGGUCAUCUUAUGAGUCUGCAACCAAUGCUUUAAUGGGUAGAGCCCGUUUACUAAGAAAAGUUGCCAUUAAUUUAGAGACCGGCAUCAGCAUUUUGGGAGCUUCUGGGAUUGAGGAUAAAUUGCAACAAGGCGUACCAGAAGCAAUCGAGUCUUUAAGAAUCGCGAACAUAAAAGUAUGGGUUUUAACUGGUGACAAGCAAGAAACCGCUAUUUCAAUUGGAUAUUCUUCAAAGCUCUUAACAAGCAAGAUGACCCAGAUUGUAAUAAACAAGAACUCUACAGAAUCAUGCAGAAGGAGCUUGGAAGAUGCGUUGAUUAUGUCUCGUAAAGCCAUCAGUUCUGGAGAUAAGGCAACUUCGCUUGCCUUGAUCAUCGAUGGAACAAGCCUUGUAUAUAUCCUUGAUACUGAACUCGAACAACAGCUAUUCGAGCUAGCCAGUAAAUGUGCUGUGGUUCUGUGUUGUCGAGUGGCUCCAUUGCAAAAAGCUGGAAUUGUUAUGUUGAUAAGGAAAAGAACAAAUGACUUGACCCUUGCUAUUGGCGAUGGUGCCAAUGAUGUUUCCAUGAUCCAAAAGGCUGAUGUAGGAAUUGGCAUCAGUGGUCAAGAGGGUCGCCAAGCUGUUAUGGCAUCGGAUUUUGCUAUGGCACAGUUCCGGUUCCUUGUUCCUCUUUUGUUGGUUCACGGACAUUGGAAUUAUCAACGGAUGGGCUACAUGAUACUCUACAAUUUCUACAGAAAUGCAGUGUUUGUUCUUGUGUUGUUUUGGUAUGCACUCUUUACCGCCUUCACCUUGUCAACUGCAAUUAACGAAUGGAACAGCGUUUUAUAUUCUGUGAUCUAUACAGCAAUACCAACAAUACUUGUUGGAAUUCUUGAUAAGGAUCUAGGUAGAGAUUCUCUACUGAAAUACCCUCAGCUCUACGGAGCUGGACAAAGACAAGAAGGCUACAAUGGAAAACUGUUUUGGCUUACAAUAGCAGACACAUUGUGGCAAAGUGUAGUAGCUUUCUUUGUUCCUCUACUAGCAUACUGGAAAUCCGAUAUUGAUGGUUCAAGCAUAGGUGAUCUUUGGACAUUAGCUGUCGUCUUUCUGGUUAACCUUCACUUAGCCAUGGAUGUCAUCACAUGGACUUGGAUCAUUCACGCGUCGAUAUGGGGCUCCAUUGUUGCAACUAUUAUCUGCGUUAUCAUCAUCGACGCUAUUCCAAUGUUACCUGGAUAUUGGGCAAUAUUUCAUAUUGCAGGCGACGGGUUGUUCUGGUUUUGCCUGAUAGGAAUCAUCGUUGCUUCCUUGAUUCCACGCUUAGUUAUAAAGACAUUGGUGCAACAUUACAAACCGAGUGACAUUCAAAUUGCAAGGGAGGCAGAAAAAUACGGGAAUUUAAUAGAUUCAAGAAAUGCAGAAAUAGAAAUGAACCAAUCUCAAAGGUGAAAUGUUUUUGUUAUAGGUUUAUACAUAUUAUUUUUUUGGUGUUCACAUGCUCAUUCAAAUUCUUUAGGUUUGCUAGAGAAAUGCUCUCUUGCUGUGCCUGUGUUGUGUAGUUUUUUUUUCUAGUCCUAAGGACAAAGCAUAUAAGUUUUCCAAGUUUAUAUUAUAGUUUUGUUCAUUAUUUAAUAUUUAUGCAUGUCAUUUGGACUUGCAUGUAUUGUAAAUUAUCAAAAUUAUAGUUCACAACAUAAUUUUUGGUA
Messenger RNA from Erigeron canadensis, 3920 nucleotides. RefSeq names its product phospholipid-transporting ATPase 1-like. The record is from RefSeq and is a predicted model, not a curated record. Gene Ontology annotation, cellular component: plasma membrane. Gene Ontology annotation, biological process: phospholipid translocation. The transcript is spliced from 7 exons. The coding region runs from base 133 to 3663 and encodes 1176 amino acids. Gene Ontology annotation, molecular function: ATP binding; ATP hydrolysis activity; magnesium ion binding. NCBI's taxonomy places the organism in Eukaryota, Viridiplantae, Streptophyta, Magnoliopsida, Asterales, Asteraceae.